Messenger RNA from Ostrea edulis (European flat oyster), 2921 nucleotides. RefSeq names its product ubiquitin carboxyl-terminal hydrolase 2-like. The transcript has 21 exons. Gene Ontology annotation, molecular function: cysteine-type endopeptidase activity; cysteine-type deubiquitinase activity. Gene Ontology annotation, biological process: protein deubiquitination. Lineage: Eukaryota; Metazoa; Mollusca; Bivalvia; Ostreida; Ostreidae. The record is from RefSeq and is a predicted model, not a curated record. Gene Ontology annotation, cellular component: cytosol; nucleus. Bases 1023 to 2708 code for a protein of 561 amino acids.
UGUUUAUCGAUGGACGUCCGAAUUCUGCAUGAUCAAAACGAAAGUGAAGGUACUGAAUCCAUUUUCUGGAAAGCAAGUAUCCAGAAUGGAAACCCCAAGGUUAGAUAAAUAUAGGAUACACUGACACAUUCUAUAAAAGUUACUACAUUUGCUGACAAGAGAUUACAGGAAGAUGUCGAUGACUAUAUUUGUGAAGAUGUCAACGAGGAACAAGUCUGAAACUAUUGCAGUCCAAAAGGGCGACGAGUUCUUGAGAAUAUUCGAAACUCUGGCGGGUAGAGUGGGCAUUGAGCUACAGCAUAUUCGACUCACGUUUAGCGGCAAAGAAUACAGACAUGAUCAACCAGAGGCAAGGAAAAGGAUAGAGGACGUUGGCAUUAAAGACCGUUCUACCUUAUUCAUGGUUUCCAGGUUACCAGGAGGAAUCAUGUGAUUGAAUAUUGGGCAGUCACUUUUAUAUGAUUGUCAGUCUGUGUUAAGUGAGCAUGACUUACAUGUACUGUAUGAUAAAAAGCUCGGACAUUUGUACUCAUUGAACAUGUAACAUAUGUAUUGUUUGUGCAUGUAUUUGUUGGAAAAUGAAAUAAAAUAUUCUACCAUAUAUUAUAAAUAAAAUGUAUCCCUUGUUAUAUGGUCGGUGUUUUGAGGUAGUGAAUGAAAAGGGCCUCUUGGCAGUUGGUGAGAGCUCACGACAUGGAAUGAGAAUAAAAUGGUUGAUUCGGAAGUUAUUUUGAUUCAGACAUCGAUUGAAUUUAUCUGUAACAUUAUUGACAAUCUAUGUAAAAGAUUGAAAUCAUUAGAAAACGAUAAAAAGAGUGGUCAAUUGUUAAAAAUUUUAGUCUCUGAUACUAAGCGCAUAUUAAAUAUAGUACUCUUAAAUUAUUUUUAAACAACUAAUGUUCUACUUUCGUUUUCGUUUUAAACAAUUUCGCAGAAAAUAACUCCACUGCAUUGGAAGUUUUCAACCAGAUAGUGCUAUACAAGUUUGCAAGUCAUUGUCAGUCAAUACUUUUACACAGUGCAUGAAUUGUUGGAAGAAAGCAACAAUGCCGGCGACAGGGAGAAAUAUUCGUGUGCGACAGAUUCGUCAAAGACUUGCACAGAUGGGAGAUAGUCAAUCCAAAACAGAAGCAGUACAGACAAACUCAAACAGAGCGGGUGUGCAUUCAUUUGGAAGAAAUCGGCAAAGUGGAGUGAAAAGGGAAGAAAAUGAAAAGUCUCCAUGUACUGGUAAUGUGUGCCAUUCUGUUACAAUACAAGGAUUGCAAACAAUUUAUAGAACACCACAUUCAAAUGCUGCUGGAUCGUCCUUACCCGAUAUAAAAAAUCACGUUCGUUCUCCAGAAUAUAAACGAAGGACUGGUUUUGAAGUUAGCCACCAUCGAAACAAUAACAGUCAGCAAAAUCCUGCUUCCAAAACGAGCGACCCCGGCAUUACAAAACGUCCCCACGUUCAAGAAGAAAAGAAUGAAACAGUUGUAACGAAACAAAUGAAAAACAGAGUCAUGGUACACACUAGUGGACCGUUUACAUCCCCAGUAGACAGGGUUGACAAGCUAGCAUGGAGUCACCAAUUACUACAGGAUCAAAUCUCGCUCAAUGGGAAGGCAGAUGAGUUUCUUUCCAGGGGCAGACAUCAUGAAAAUAGUCAAGUUAUUUCUUCACAUGGCGAGAGCACCAUUAAAGCUAGACAAACACCACAGGGUUUGCCAAAUAUAGGAAACACGUGCUACGCUAACUCUUUGCUACAGGUAUUGGGUCAAACACCACGUAUCUUUGAAAUAUUAUCUUCCAACACUGAAGUUGUCAACUGGAGACAGAUGGAUGUCACGAAUGCAUUUGGACAGGUUCUCCGGUCGAUGAAUCAUACAUCUGGACCAAAGUCGACCACAAUGACACAAUUCAUGAAUAUUGUAUCAAGCAGAGAACAUGAAUUCAGAAUUGGAUAUCAGAAUGACUGCCAUUCAUUUCUGUUGACACUUCUUAGUGAACUGAAUAAAGAAACCCCAGGCAAAGAUAUUGCAAAUUUGUUUGAAACAGAAAUGGUUGACCAGUUUACUUUUGAUUCCUGUCGUCAUACUGACGAAACGGACACACAAAUCUUGAGAAGUAUUACAAUCCCUUCAGAAUCUCGGCAGAUACAUGUACCCGAAGCACUUUCAUAUUGCAGUUUGAACAUAGAAAAUAUAAAGGAAGGUUUGCAGAGUUUCUUCCAAGAGGAAGAAUUUGACGAACAAGAAAUUCCAUGUAGAAUAUGUCUGAAAGGUAAUAAAAGGCAAACACUCAUUUGUAUUGUGAAAUUGACUGUCUUAAUCUGUGUUUCAUGUCAAAACGUUCGGCUUUUAGGCUAUGGAAAAACGAGGAAAUCCAUGAUGUUUCGGAAUCUGCCUCGUGUUCUCGUUCUCCAGCUUGGGUGUUUUCAAGAGAUGAGUUACGGGGGACGUCUUCGUAUUGCUAAGUCCUCGCGACGGAUUAGUUUUGAUGAAGUGCUCAGAGUUCCACACAAGAAUGGAAAUAUUUUGACAUAUCAACUUUAUGGAGUUGUAAAUCAUCACGGCUCAACUUAUGGCGGUCACUAUACGUCAUAUGUGAAGCAUCUUCCACGUCAGAGUGAUUGGUACUACUGCAAUGACAGCCAUGUGUCAAAGUCCGCCUUACCCGACGCUUUGUCAUCUUCCGAUGCUUAUUUGUUGUUUUAUAAACUUUAAUAUAGGAAAAUCAAAUACAAUUGAUGAACUUUGCAAAUUAUAUUUAUUUCAUUUCCUCUUAUAUUUAUCUUUCGUGUCGAAGUUUCAUUAGCUGUUUCUAAAAAAAAAAAAACUGAAAAUACUUCUUUUUGAACUUGCCUUUAAUUUAUAAUUCGGUAUUUAUGUAGUUAUUUAAAAGUUUUUUGUUUUAAAAAAAGAAAAAAAUAUACCUCA